AAAGCUCUCAGAAGAAGUCUGUCAGUAUCGCGAGGUUUAGGGAGCCGCUGUUCUAACACAGAUACACUGGACAGGAUCCUGCACGCAUUCUGCCCUUUCAGUGGACCGUACUGAUAGGCAGUCAUGCGUUCUUUCUUAACGUCCUCCGUGCUAUUCUCCUUCCUGCUACAGUCUGUGGCAGCACAGGAGGACUGGCAGAAGGCAAAGACCAUUUAUGAGUUCUCUGCCAAGGACAUCGAUGGGAACGAGGUUUCCCUGGAGAAAUACAGGGGUUUCCUCUGCAUCAUCACCAACGUUGCCUCCAAAUGAGGCAAGACCCCGGUAAACUACUCUCAGUUUGCUCAGAUGCACGCCAAGUACGCUGAGAGAGGUUUACGCAUCCUGGCCUUCCCGUCCAACCAGUUUGGCAAGCAGGAGCCGGGAACAGAGGAGCAGAUUAAGAACUUUGCCCAGUCCUACAAUGCGGAGUUCGACCUAUUCAGUAAGAUUGAUGUGAACGGGCCGGAUGCUCACCCCCUGUGGAAAUGGCUGAAGGAGCAGCCCAAUGGCAAGGGGAUUCUGGGAAACUACAUCAAGUGGAAUUUCACCAAGUUUCUCAUAGACAGAGAGGGAAAGGUUGUGAAAAGAUAUUCACCACUGCAGGACCCAAGUGAAGUGGAAAAGGACAUCCACAAGUACCUGUAAUCCCCUCCGAAAUGACUGAAGCAUCCUCCGUGUCAUGAUCCCUCCUCUUACCCCCUCACCCUGCUUGCCGUCCUCUCCCAUGGCCUGCUGGGAGCUGGUGCGUCCAUUCCCCCAGACCAGUGACGGCCUGUCCACAAACCCGCUCGUCGGACAGGGCAGGCCUGAUGACUUCGGCGUGCAACCCCCCUGGGAGGACGCCUUGCCCCCAGCCAAACCAUCUGAGAGGACCCUUGCGCUUUCUUCCGCUUCUGUUUACACCUACUAAUUCCAAAAAUAUGAAAAAACAUGUAUAGCUGAAAACAUAUUUCUACUGUUCUGUGCAACAAUAAAUUCACACAGCCAUUC
Anguilla rostrata (American eel) is the source of this 1029-nucleotide messenger RNA. RefSeq names its product glutathione peroxidase 4a (gene gpx4a). The record is from RefSeq and is a predicted model, not a curated record. The transcript has 7 exons. Gene Ontology annotation, cellular component: mitochondrion; nucleus. Gene Ontology annotation, molecular function: phospholipid-hydroperoxide glutathione peroxidase activity; glutathione peroxidase activity. Lineage: Eukaryota; Metazoa; Chordata; Actinopteri; Anguilliformes; Anguillidae. Gene Ontology annotation, biological process: response to oxidative stress.